Cynocephalus volans (Philippine flying lemur) is the source of this 1482-nucleotide messenger RNA. RefSeq names its product fibrinogen beta chain (gene FGB). Gene Ontology annotation, cellular component: fibrinogen complex. Gene Ontology annotation, biological process: protein polymerization; platelet activation; blood coagulation. The record is from RefSeq and is a predicted model, not a curated record. The transcript has 8 exons. The coding region runs from base 1 to 1482 and encodes 493 amino acids. Gene Ontology annotation, molecular function: signaling receptor binding. NCBI's taxonomy places the organism in Eukaryota, Metazoa, Chordata, Mammalia, Dermoptera, Cynocephalidae.
AUGGAUUCUUGGAACUUCCAAAAAUUCAAAACCAUGAAACAUCUAUUCUUGCUACUAUUGUGUGUCUUGUUAGUUAAGUCCCAAGAAGUCUCUGACUACGAUGAGAUUGGUUCCCCGCAUUCUGGAGCAGAUGCUCGUGGUCAUCGACCCAUUGACAGAACGAGGGAAGAGGCUCCCAGUCUGAGGCCUGCUCCACCUCCCAUCAGUGGAGGUGGCUAUAAGGCUCGUCCAGCCAAAGCAGCAGCCGGACAAAAAAAAGUAGAAAGAAAAGCCCCUGAUGCUGGAGGCUGUCUUCAUGCUGACCCAGACCUGGGAGUGUUGUGUCCUACAGGAUGUGAGUUGCAAGAUACCUUGUUAAAACAGGAAAGACCAAUCCAAAGAGAUGUUGAUGACUUAAACAUCCAGGUGGAGUCUAUUUCCCAGAGUUCCUCUACCACCUAUCAGUAUGUGACUCUGCUAAAAGACAUGUGGAAAAAGAGGCAGAAGCAAGUAAAAGAUAAUGAAAAUGUACUAAAUGAGUACUCCUCAGAGCUGGAAAAGCACCAAUUAUAUAUAGAUGAGACUGUGAAUAGUAAUAUCCCAACUAACCUUCGUGUGCUCCGUUCAAUCCUGGAAAACCUGAGAAGUAAAAUACAAAAAUUAGAAUCUGAUGUCUCAGCUCAAAUGGAAUACUGCCGCACCCCAUGCACUGUCAGCUGCAAUAUUCCUGUGGUGUCUGGCAAAGAAUGUGAGGAAAUUAUCAGGAAAGGAGGUGAAACAUCUGAAAUGUACAUCAUUCAGCCUGACAGUUCCAUCAAACCAUAUAAAGUAUACUGUGAUAUGAACACAGAAAGUGGAGGAUGGACAGUAAUUCAGAACCGUCAAGACGGUAGUGUUGACUUUGGCAGGAAAUGGGACCCAUAUAAACAAGGAUUUGGAAAUAUUGCAACCAAUGAAGAUGAGAAAAAAUACUGUGGCCUACCAGGUGAGUAUUGGCUUGGAAAUGAUAAAAUUAGCCAGCUUACCAAGAUGGGGCCCACAGAACUUUUGAUUGAAAUGGAGGACUGGAAAGGAGAUAAGGUACGGGCUCACUAUGGAGGAUUCACUGUACAGAAUGAAGCCAACAAAUACCAAGUCUCAGUGAGCAAGUAUAAAGGAACAGCUGGCAAUGCCCUCAUGGACGGAGCUUCUCAGCUGGUAGGAGAAAACAGAACGAUGACCAUUCACAAUGGCAUGUUCUUCAGCACGUAUGACAGAGACAAUGAUGGCUGGUUAAUUGCAGAUACCAGAAAACAGUGUUCUAAAGAGGACGGUGGUGGAUGGUGGUAUAAUAGAUGUCAUGCAGCAAAUCCAAAUGGCAGAUACUACUGGGGUGGACAGUACACUUGGGACAUGGCAAAGCAUGGCACGGAUGAUGGCAUAGUAUGGAUGAAUUGGAAAGGGUCAUGGUACUCAAUGAAGAAGAUGUCUAUGAAGAUCAGGCCCUACUUCCCACAGCAAUAG